AUGUCCAACAUCAGCUCCAUCACCCAGUUCCUCCUCCUGGCAUUCGCCGACACACGGGAGCUGCAGCUCUUGCACUUCUGGCUCUUCCUGGGCAUCUACCUGGCUGCCCUCCUGGGAAAUGGCCUCGUCAUCCCCGCUGUAGCCUGCAACCACCGCCUCCACACCCCCAUGUACUUCUUCCUCCUCAAUCUCUCCCUCAUCGACCUGGGCUCCCUCUCCAAUACUGUCCCCAAAUCCAUGGCCAAUUCCCUCUGGGACACCAGGGCCAUUUCUUACACAGGAUGUGCUGCUCAAGUCUUUCUGUUUGUAUUUUUAAUGGCAACAGAAUUUUAUCUUCUCACCAUCAUGGCCUAUGACCGCUAUGUUGCCAUCUGCAAACCCCUGCACUAUGGGACCCUCCUGGGCAGCAGAGCUUGUGUCCACAUGGCAGCAGCUGCCUGGGGCAGUGGGUUCUUCUAUGCUGUGCUGCACACAGCUAAUACAUUUUCACUCCCCCUCUGCAAGGGCAACGCUGUGGACCAGUUCUUCUGUGAAAUCCCCCAGAUCCUCAAGCUCUGCUGCUCAGAGGCCUACCUCAGGGAGGUUGGGCUCAUUGUGGUCACUGUCUUCGUGGGUUUUGGCUGUUUUGUUUUCAUAGUGGUGUCCUAUGUGCAGAUCUUCAGGGCCGUGCUGAGGAUCCCCUCUCAGCAAGGACAACACAAAGCCUUUUCCAUGUGCCUCCCUCCCCUGGCCGUGGUCUCCCUGUUUGUCAUGCCUGCCAUGUUUGCCUACCUGAAGCCCCCCUCCAUCUCCUCCCCAUCCCUGGAUCUGCUGGUGGCUGUUCUGUACUCAGUGGUGCCUCCAGUAGUAAACCCCUUCAUCUACAGCAUGAGGAACCAGGAGCUCAAGGAUACCCUUUCGAAAAUCAUCCAAUGA
Molecule: messenger RNA, 915 nt
Organism: Egretta garzetta (little egret)
Lineage: Eukaryota; Metazoa; Chordata; Aves; Pelecaniformes; Ardeidae
Product: olfactory receptor 14C36
Exons: 1
Coding region: 1-915 (304 amino acids)
Biological process (GO): G protein-coupled receptor signaling pathway
Cellular component (GO): membrane
Molecular function (GO): olfactory receptor activity; G protein-coupled receptor activity
Source: RefSeq, a predicted model, not a curated record